This is a messenger RNA of Peromyscus maniculatus bairdii (prairie deer mouse), 14062 nucleotides long. It is a transcript of the gene Dnah14, whose product is annotated as dynein axonemal heavy chain 14. Gene Ontology annotation, molecular function: ATP binding; dynein intermediate chain binding; ATP hydrolysis activity. Gene Ontology annotation, cellular component: dynein complex. The record is from RefSeq and is a predicted model, not a curated record. Gene Ontology annotation, biological process: microtubule-based movement. NCBI's taxonomy places the organism in Eukaryota, Metazoa, Chordata, Mammalia, Rodentia, Cricetidae.
CUGCGUGAGUGGCCUGCAGGCCUGCGGCUCUUUAGGUCUUGGCUCCCUGAGGCACGAGGCACUUGACCGUUAGCGAGAUGGGGCUGGAGCUGUAGGCGCUGACCCCUGGCCCUGGGUGCUCCUGGGGUGUGCAGUGCUGAGGCAGGAGGAGAAAGAGGAAGAAGAGGAGGAGGAGGAGGAGGCCUUCACUGCCACAGCCCACGAGAGUCAGUUAUUUCAGAGUUUCACUUAGAAAACUAGAUGGAGACAUAUAUACCCAUUGACCUGACAGUUCGAAAACCAGAUGCAGAUAAGAAGGAACACAAGCCACGACAAAGACGUUUAAGACCUAGAGACCAAAGGUGCAAAGAUGACACGUCAUCAGAGAGCCAACCGGCCAAGGUCCCGGCGAAGAGAAUGUCCUCCGAGUCCGUGAAAACAGAGGGAGCAGAGGGCAUCUACGAAGAUUACUAUCCAGGUUACCUUGAAGAAAAGUUCGGUCAACAAUGUUUAUUGGCUUCAAAAUCAGUUGUCCCCGAGAGAAGGAAAUCAAAAGAAAAAGAGGAACAAAGUUUUACUCAUACAAAAGCGAAGAAAGCCCGCUUUAAAUUGUAUGACAGGGCAGAACCAGAAGAGCAUGAUGCCAUAAAACAUAUUAUUAGGCUAAGAGAAAAGCUUGAAUGGAAAACUCCAGUACUUCCACGUAAUUUGAAAUAUCUUCCUAAGGUCCUUCCGAAGCGCAGUCUAAAGGAACCUUUGAAAGAUGAUGGUGAAUUCAUAUACUGCCUUCCUCUGGAGAACACCAAAGGCAUCUUCAAUGAGUAUGACCUUCAAGCAGUCUCCGCCUACAAAGCUAAAAACUGCAAAGUAUUUUGGAUGAUUACUGCUUCAUUUGUCUCAAAGAUCACUAAAACAGGCACCAACAUGGAAGAAGUGGAACUCAUCCCUACUCUGGACUGGCUUUCGGAGAGACAUCGCUUCUACUUACUGCUACAGUUUAAGAUAUUUUACAACUUCCGGAUGAAUAAAGCCUUUGUUACUUGGAAACUGAAUGUUAAAAGAAUUAAGACAGAGAAGAGCAGAGCAUACUUGUAUGGCCACCUUUUUUGUGCUGACGAGUUAUUUCAAAGGUGUUUGCUUUAUGCAAGAGGACUUUUUGAAGAUGCACUGAAUCUCAAAAAUAACAACGAAGACAAUCCCUCAGCCAUACGCCUGAUAAAGCUGAACACUUCCCAAACUUACGUUUUGGACAAGUUUUGUGAAGAGCAGAUACAGCAAGCCGCCCAGGCAGUGGUACAGCUUGAGGAGAUCAAGACUAAGGCAAUUGCAGAGAUAAGAAGUACAAUCUUAAAGGUUGCAGAAAAGAAAGAUAUUAAAGAAUACUUUGAGUCAAAACCAUCUGAAAUCGACACAACACAUUUUAAGCUGCCCCAGUAUCGGUCUUUAUUAGAAACCAAUUUGAAGUUUUUAAGGCUGAUUGAUUACCUGUUUCAAGAACUCAUUCGUCAGCUCAUGAACUCUGCAGUCAGCCAGCUUUUGGAACUAUUCAUUGGUUCUGCUAGGAUGCCAUUUUCAAAGGAAAAAAUGAAUGAAAGUCUCAUGAGAGCAAGGAAGAUCUUUUCUAGAAAGAUAUCUAAUGAUGAUGAAGAAUUCGUUAAUUCAAAUGUACCUCCUCCUCCUGUUCAAAAUUCAGAACCCAAGCCAGACACUGAUAUUGAUGUGAUUUUAAAUAGAGGGAAAGUGGAGAUGGAUUUCAGAAAAACAUAUGCACCAAUAUUUGAAGUAAACCUAUAUAUGAAAACUCUCACUUCGGAUGAGUCUGCAGAGGAGACUGAAGAGAAGGGACCGAAAUCUAAACAGAGCCUUGACGAAACUCUGUCAUGUGAUGAUGAUGAUCUGUCUGAAAGCAGAAGGUUUGUGAGAAACCCAAGUGAAGACCUGCUCACGAGGUACAAUCAACCGAGCAAGUUUGGUACCCUCCUCAGACGCAUCCUUUCAGACACAGGACUCCUGCUUGAGUCUGAGCAAGGGCACAUCUAUAAUAAAUUUUCUGAAUUCCCAACAAACCUCUUUAUACAACCCAACAGACUGGACUUUUCAACACAAUUCCAAAAUGUGUUAGCAACUAUAGAAAAAUAUAUAACCACAAUCACUCCUUUUCACCGAGACCCUCGCCUGUCUGCCCUUACUGAGUUGGUUUCAGUUCCGGAUUUAUCUGAGACGGGAGGUGUAAUCAAAUAUAAGAAGCAGACCCGAUGGCCAGAUUUCUAUAUCCUCUUUGAAACAGAUGCUGACUACCAAAACAAAAUUGUGAGUCUGCUGACGAUUAUUGGUAAUUCAAUGGGCCUGGUUAGCGAUUACAGCUGCAGGUUUCUAAAGUAUUGUUACAUGGUAGAAAAGGCUAAAGUCAUGAGUCUGAAACUGCCGUAUAUGGGGAUCUUAACGUCAACAGAGUUUAAAGCUAUAAUACACAAAUUCAGAAGCUACCUAAAGCAGAUUGUGACUAUGACUAUUGAAAUGCGCCUUGGAAUUUUUUGCGUGAAAAGUUUGGAUUAUCAAUUAACAUGCUUACCGUAUGUUGAUGUCAUCAUAGAGAUGAGCUACGACCUGUUACGUUAUGCAAUUGAGGAAAAAAGUACAAAUCUAUUGGAAAUCUUAGAUUCAUCACUGCACCAACUGGAUUGUGAACCUAUAGAAGUAGAGGAAUUUGUGAAACAUUUUAAUUUUUUGGAGGACAUUUCCUCAAAUGUAUCUCAAUUAGAAAAAGAUUUCUCCACAAUUUGUCAGCUGUAUUCUGUUGUGAGGCAUUACCAGAUUGAUAUUUCUGAAGAGCAGACUGCCAUCUACAGAAUCCUUUUCAUGAAGUUUAAUCAUCUGAAGACAGCUUUGAGGAUGGUUGCCAUGAAUAGAGACGCCACCCUAACUAAAUUCAGGAACAGUUUGGAAUCGUACAUUAUUGGUCUACGAGUGGAUGUCAGUAACCUAAAAGAUAAAAUAAGAAGUCCUGCUCUGGUGUGCGCCAGUACUCCAGUACCACAAGCCAAGGACAUGGUCAAGACUUUCUCAGCAGAGGCUUCCAACUUGACUCAUAAAGUGAAAACCUACUCAAGCUACCAGGAAUAUUACGAUGAUUCCCAGUCCCACAUGCAUUCUCUCAACAUGGAAGAGAUGACCCAGAUCGUGCUGUCGGAGAUCUCGGACAUUGAGUGUGACCUGAUGCUGAGGAAAUUGUUAUGGGAGGCACAAGAAGAAUGGGGGAUACUUUUCUGGAAAUGGAGGGGCUGUACUCUCCAGAGCAUCGAUAUGGAUUUAGUGAAGAGCAAUGUGUCCAAGUGGCUGCAUAUAAUCAUUGUCCUGGAAAAAGGUUUACCUAAAAAUGAUAUGGUAACACACCUCAAGCAGUCAGUGUUAGACUUCAAGCAAGAGCUUCCGAUCCUGACAGCCUUGGGAAACCCUUGUCUCAAGCCACGGCACUGGGAGGCUCUACGGGAGAGCACCGGGAAGUCUCUGGAUCCAAACCUCUCAGUAGAGAAACUUCUAGCUCUGAAGAUGUUUCCAUAUGAAAAUAAAAUAAAUGAGAUAUCGAUUUCAGCAACUAACGAAGCUGCUCUUGAGAAAAUGAUGUUCAAGAUCAUCGAGCUCUGGAACAAUUCCCCGUUGCACCUGGUUCUCCAUCACACAGAGAUCUACUCCAUCUUCAUCAUCUCAUCCAUUGACGACGUGAUCACUCAGCUGGAAGACUCCCAGGCCAUCAUUGCGACCAUGAAAGGAUCUUCCUAUCUGAGGCCAAUUAAGGAUCUUGUGAAUGAAUGGCAUCAAAACUUAAGCCUCUUCUCUUAUACCAUUGAGGAAUGGAUGAGAUGUCAAAGGGAUUGGCUUUAUCUUGAACCAAUCUUUAAUUCUUUAGAAAUACAAAAACAGCUGUCAGCCGAAACAAAACUUUUCUCCCAGGUGCUUGUCAUGUGGAGAGAUAUAAUGUCCCGAGUACAGAACAAACUAAACGCUUUGCAGAUAACUAUCUCUACAGGAGUCCUCGACGUUCUGAAAAUUUGCAAUGAACAUCUAGAAAACAUAAAGAAAAGUCUGGAGGAUUACCUUGAAAUUAAAAGAAUGGCUUUCCCAAGGUUUUACUUUCUCAGCAACACUGAACUUAUGGAGAUUCUAGCUGACAGCAGAAAUCCCGAUUCUGUGCAGCCUCAUCUUGUGAAAUGUUUUGAGAAUGUGAAACACAUGCUCCUAUGGAAACAAGACAUCGGCCCUCCAGCUGUGAAGAUGCUCAUCUCUGCUGAAGGAGAAGGCCUUGUGCUGCCCAAGAAAAUUCGUGUAAGAGCUUCUGUAGAACAGUGGAUGGUAAAUGUAGAGAAAAGCAUGUUUGAUGUUCUAAAAAAAUUUUUAAGUCAAGGUAUUGAAGACUGGAGCCGCAAGACUUUUUCUAAUUGGGUAUUGUCACAUCCAGGACAAGUGGUCCUGACUGUGAGCCAGAUCAUGUUUUAUAAUGACUGUGUGAAAGGUCUUAUAAGCUCUAAUUCAAGAGAAAAGCUAGAAGCAGUUCAUAAAAAUUUGCUGGGUCAGAUGAACAACUUGGCCGUGCUGGUCACACUGAAUACCAGCAACUUGCGCACGAAAGCCAUGCUGGCGGCUGUGCUGACCAUCUCUGUUCACUGCAGAGACGUCGUGACAGAUCUGCUGGCUAAGAACAUCUCCAGUGCAGAGGACUUCGAAUGGACGAGACAUUUGAACUAUAAAUGGAAUAAAAAGCAAAAGCUGUGUUACGUAUCUCAAGGAAACAUCAACUUUGUUUAUGGCUAUGAGUACCUGGGCUGUGCGCCACGCCUGGUCAUCACGCCCCUCACAGAACGGUGCUGGCUGACUCUGACAGCAGCACUCUACUUCAACCUGGGCGGCUGCGCUGCUGGACCAGCAGGUGUAGGGAAAACGGAGACCGUUAAAGACCUAGCAAAAAACUAUGGUAAACAUUGUGUGGUCUUCAAUUGUUUUGAAGAUUUGGAUUAUAAGAUAAUUGGCAAAUUAUUCUUAGGGUUGGUUCAAUCGGGAGCUUGGUGUUGUUUCGAUGAAUUCAACCGAAUAGAUAUAGAGGUGCUCUCUGUCAUCUCCUCGCAGCUGCUAAGCAUCAAGGUUGCAAAAGACAGCUAUUCUGUGAGGUUUCUCCUGGAUGGUAAAGAAGUACGGAUCAAUAUGUCAUGUGCAGUGUUCAUCACCAUGAACCCCAGAUACAGUGGUCGAGCUGAGCUCCCGGGUAACUUAAAGUCUCUGUUUCGCCCAGUGGCAAUGAUGCUGCCCCAGUACACAUUGAUCAUUGAAGUCAUUCUGUUCUCAUUUGGCUUCAAAUCUUCAAGAUCGCUGUCUGGAAAGCUCGUUAACCUUUACAGUUUAGCUGACAAGCAGCUUUCAAAGCAGGAGCAUUAUGAUUUUGGCAUGAAGACCUUGAAGACAGUUUUAAUAAUGGCAGAAAAGAAGAAGCGGGAGUGUAAAUGUGACAAGCUUUCUGAAGCAGACGAGUCUCUGGUCAUUAUUGAAGCAGUCCAGGAAGCUAGUCUAUCAAAGUUUCUCCCCGAAGAUGUCCCAACUUUUGAAAGUAUCACAGAAGAUUUUUUUCCUGGAGUAAGAGUUUCAAAAGUGCAUCACCUUGCCUUGGAGAAAGCAAUAUUUCUUGCAACAGAUCAAUUAGGCUUUCAACAUUGGCCACCUCAGAAAGAACAGAUCAUACAGUUGUACAAUCAACUUCAGGCUUGUAUUGGUGUGAUGCUGGUGGGCCCAACAGGUGGAGGGAAAACAACAGUCAGGAGGAUUCUAGAGAAAGCCUUAGUGAUCCUUCCUGUCGCCGCCAUUUUAUCAGUGAAAGAAAUGCAAUCCGAUUCAAAGUUUAUAGGAAAAAAAGGAAAGGUAGAAGUGUGCGUUUUGAAUCCCAAAUGUGUCACUCUUGGUGAACUAUAUGGACAGCUGGACAUUAAUACCAUGGAAUGGAAUGAUGGGUUAUUAUCAGCAGCAAUUCGAAAUUAUGUGCAUAUCAGCACUGCAGAUUACUCCAAGAAAGACGGUGACCUCAAACUAAAGUCAAGAAUCACAAAUAUAUCUAAUGUUUUCCAAGUUGAUUUCUCUACUACAGCAGAUAUCGAUAACAGUGUUUUUAUGAAGGAAGUAGAAAAAGGUGUUAAAGUUACAGAAACUCAUGAUUUCGAUUGGCAAUGGAUUGUUUUAGAUGGCCCAGUCGAUACCUUAUGGAUAGAAAAUCUAAACACUCUGCUCGAUGAAACCAGAACGCUGUGCCUGGCGAACAGCGAGAGGAUUGCCCUGACUAACAAGAUCAGGAUGAUUUUUGAAGUGGACUCUCUGUCUAACACCACGCCGGCUAUUGUCACCCGGUGUGCAAUGGUGUUCAUGGACCCUGUUGAUUUGGGAUGGAAGCCUUACAUUAACUCGUGGCUUUUGAAAACUUCAAAAACUAUAAGUCAACGAGGAAUGGAGUGUCUUGGAAUGCUGAUUAAAAAGAGUGUUACAGAAGGGUUAGACUUUCUGAAAAGGCACAGAAAGUUUUUAGCAUAUCCCUUACAAGAUGUGACAGUCAUCAUGACUCUGUGCAGGAUUCUAGACGCCAUGUUUGAAUUCAUGCACAUAAAGAGAGGAACGACAAAAGGUGAAGACGCCACAGGUGAAACCUCAACUAAAGGGACAAAAACUCUGAAAGUCAAGUUCAAGGAUGCUGAGAGCAGCUAUGGGAAUGAAAAUGCAUGGUAUUUGGAGAAAAAUCCUGAAAAGUUAACAAUAAUGAUUCAGAAGGUUUUUGUGUUUGCAUUUACGUGGGCAUUCGGAGGGAUUUUAAAGCGUGAAGACCAACAUGAAGAAGACUUGCUCUUUCGUUCAAAUUUUGAACCUGAUUCUCCUGCAGAAGUAACCUAUAAUUUUGACAACCUUGUUCAUGAGUUAUUUGAGGAUGAUUCAGAAAAAGAUAUAGGUAUCAGCUUACCAGCUGGUGAACGUUCUAUAUUUGGGUAUUUUGUGGACUUACAAAAUUGUGAGUUUAUGCCUUGGUCAGAUUUACUUCCUAAUGCUCAAACAAUAAUUCAAAGAGGGACAUCGUUAAUGACUGACUUUCAGGGAUCCAGUGAGAGCAUGCUGAGGAUGAAGGAAUGUGGGGAGUACGUGAACUAUACCGCUACCAGGGACACGCUCUGCCUGUCUUUCCUCAUGAGUCUUCUCCUCAAGAAUUCCUACCCUGUCCUUCUCACAGGAGAUUCUGGUGUCGGGAAGACUACUGCCAUCAAUGAGAUGCUUGACAAGCUAGAGGGUCGAGGAACAUUUGAUAUAAAAUUCGGGUCAAUUUUAGGAAAAGUCCUGUUACAUAAUGAAAUUAAAAGAUCAAGCAUAAGGCAGAAUAUCAACAUCUUGAUUGCCGAGACCUACAAAUCAGCCAUCGGAGGUUUCGAUAUGAGUACAAAGAAAGUCAUGAUUAAAACUGAUGAUGCCCCAAUUAAAAAUGAUAAAGGAAUUAUAGUCUCUACGAUCAAUUUAACCACCAACGUGACAGCCGCCAAAACCAAGGAGAUGAUUCUGCGGAAGUUAGUUAGAAGAGCCAAAGACGUACUUGGAGCCCCGAAAAACAACAGGAUUGUAGUAUUUAUUGAUGAUAUGAAUAUGCCAACACCAGAAAAAGGUGGAGCCCAGCCACCCCUGGAAUUGAUCAGACAGUUAUUAGAAAUGGGUGGGGUUUAUGAUACGGAAAGAAAUACAUGGAAGACUAUUCAAGAUCUUUCUAUAGUCGCUUCUUGUGCGUCUUCUGCCAGUGGGAAUGAUAUCAGUCCACGGCUCCUCAAACACUUCUCCAUACUGGUAUUGCCUCAUCCUCCACAGAGUGCCUUAUGUACUAUCCUUCAGGCUCACUUGGGAAUGUAUUUCUCCGUGUAUAACUUCGUAGCUGAGGUUCAGAAAUGUAGAGACCAGAUUGUGCUUUGUUGCCUGGCGAUAUAUCAUCAAGUCUGUAAGAAACUGCUGCCAACGCCAACCAAAUGCCACUACAUGUUUAAUCCCCGAGACAUGUUCAAGCUUCUGCUGGGGUUGAUGCAGGCAGACAAGAGCAUUAUCAACUCCAAAGAGAUGGCUGCUCAGCUCUUUGUUCAUGAAGCCAGCCGGGUGUUUCAUGAUCGUUUAAUCGAACCCAGUGAAAAGAACCUUUUCUAUCAGCUUCUCUCAAAGGAACUCCAGAACCAUCUGCAGGUUCCAUGGAGUCCUGAAAACCUGAUGAAUAACCCAGUUAUAUUUGUGGACUUUGUGGAUGUAAAUAAGCCUCACAGAAAAAAGGUCUACCAGAGCACCAAUAACUAUGACAAACUGUUCAACAUACUUGCGGAAUUCCAAAUGAAGUUGGGUUCAACAUCUCUGGAGAUGUCUCACACGAUUGUGUUCUUCAAGGAAGCUGUAGAACAUAUUACAAGAGCUGCCAGGAUCCUCCGACAGCCAGGGGGUCACAUGUUACUGAUUGGGAUGGAUGGAUGUGGGAAAGAAACUUAUGCAACCUUAGCCUGUUACGUGGCAGAGCACAAAGUACACCGAGUGCCCAUCGCUCACAACUAUACCAUCUCAGAGUUCAAAGAAAUGUUUAAGAAGAUGUUCAUUCAAACCGGCCUGGAAGGGACCCCCACUGUCGUCAUGAUUUCCAACCUACAAGAACAAGCAUCAUUUCUGGAAGAUUUGAACUACAUUGUCAAUGGAGGGAAGAUUGCUAACAUGUUUGAAAAUGAGGAGCUGGAUUCUAUUAUUAUGAGGAUUAGAACCUUUGCUGACCAGUCUGAUUUCAUAGAUGAUAGAAAAUAUUUGCUCUCAGUAUUCCAAAAGAGAGUAUCUAAAUAUCUGCAUAUUUUUAUGAUCAUGAGUCCUUCCGGAUCUAACUUCCGCCAUAACUGUCGAGUUUACCCCUCUAUGAUAAGCUCCUGCACCAUCGACUGGUACCAGAGGUGGCCUGAUGAGGCUCUCCUUAUUGUGGCCAACUCCUACCUAAGAGAAAAGCUGAACAUAGAGAAUGAUGAGAAUAUGAUACAACAGUUUGCCUCAAUAUGUACUGAAAUCCACAAAAGUAUGAAAGAUUUGAGCACAAAAUACUUUGAAGAUACUGGAAGGCACUAUUAUAUCACUCCCAGUAGCUACUUGAAGUUUCUGGAGAUGUUCACCCACAUUAUGAGGAUGAGACAGGAAGAGAUGAAGAUAAAAAGGGAUCGUUUCUACAAGGGGCUCUCCAAGAUUCUGGAAGCAACUGUAUUAGUCACAGACAUGCAGGAAGAGCUUUUGGUCAUUGGCCCCCAAAUAGAACAAAAAGCAAAGGAAAAAGAACUCCUGCUAGAAAAGCUGCGAAAAGAUUCACACAUAGUUGAAAAAGUUCAGAUGCUUGUGAAACAGGAUGAGGAAAUUGUGGCCGAAGAAGUGAGAAUUGUGGAAGACUACGCUCAGAAAACUGCCAAUGAGUUGAAAAGUGUGCUGCCCGCUUUGGACAAGGCAAUUGUGGGUCUAAAUGCCCUGGACAAAAGUGAUAUUUCUGAAUUACGAGUGUAUGCCCGGCCCCCCUUCCUCGUCCUGACGGUCAUGAAUGCCGUGUGCAUCCUCCUACAGAGGAAGCCCAACUGGGCGACAGCUAAGCUGCUGCUCUCUGAAACCAGCUUCCUAAAGAAACUGAUUAACCUGGACAAGGACAGCAUCCCCGACAAGGUGUUCCUGAAGCUCAGGAAGAUUAUAAAUUUGCCCGAUUUCAACCCCAACAAGAUCGCUCUGGUUUCUGUGGCUUGUUGUUCCAUGUGUCAGUGGGUUAUAGCUUUGAAUAACUACCACGAAGUACAGAAGGUGGUGGGUCCCAAGCAGGCUCAAGUGGCUGAAGCUCAGAAUGUCCUUCGAAUGGCAAAGCAAAGGCUGUCUGAAAAACAAAGAGGUUUACAGCUGAUUGAAGAACAUUUACAGUUUCUACACACCUCCUACAGAGAUGUUAUUGUUGAAAAACAUCAACUAGCCAACCGGAAAAAGCUGGCCACCAAGCGCCUGCAGUGCGCGUCCGUCCUGCUCACGGUCCUGGAAGACGAGAAGAUUCGAUGGCAAGAAACAAUCAAUGAAAUAGACAACAAGCUGAAAGGCAUCUGUGGUGACAUACUUCUUUCGUCCGCAUGCAUUGUCUACGGCGGAGUCUUAACGCCGGAAUUCCGCCAGCUGGUGAUCGAGAAGUGGGAGGACUUCUGCACUAAGUACAGAAUUCCCCUGUCAUCCAAAUUCUCCUUAAUGGAAGUGAUGGCGGAAAAAAAUGAGAUCAGCCGGUGGCAUAAUCAAGGCCUGCCCCUCGGUCAGCACUCAGCAGAAAACGCCAUCUUGAUAAAAAGUACUCAGCAGUGGCCACUGGUGAUUGACCCCCACAAGCAAGCCCUCCACUGGAUCCGCCAGAUGGAAGGGCCGCGGCUACAGGAGAUUUCCGCUGAAGACAGCCGUCACCGCCAAACAAUCGAAAAUGCCAUGCAAGCAGGGGGCUGUGUCCUCUUGCAGAAUGUGCCUGAAGCAAUCCCUCCCAGCUUGAAGGCAAUUCUAAAGAAAGACAUUUACCAGAAAAGAGGGCACUAUUACAUCAGAAUUGAUGAUUCUGAGAUUGACUAUGAUGAAAGGUUCAGGUUGUACUUAUCUACAGGACUAGACAACCCCCACUUUUCUCCAUCAGUUUAUAACUUUGUUACGAUUAUCAACUUCACAGUAACAUUCCAAGGCUUGCAAGAUCAGCUCUUAUCUACAGUAGUAAGUCAUGAAGUUCCUCAUUUAGAAAAUCAACGAGCCCAGUUAUUAGAGAGUAUUUCUCAUGAUGCUGUAACUCUGGAGGAACUGGAAGAUAAAACAUUGACCAUACUGCAGAAAACAGAAGGAAGUGUGUUAGAUGAUGAAGAAAUUGUAGAAAAUCUAACAAAAUCCAAAAUGACUUCAAAUGAAAUUUCCAAACGUAUCCAAGAAACAGAAAAGGCAGAACGUGAAAUUCAAGCAACUCGCAAGAACUACCUCCCCAUAGCCACCCGGGGCGCCCUGCUCUACUUCGUGGUGGCGAGUCUCACCCAGGUGGAGUAUAUGUACCAGUUCUCCCUGGAGUGGUUCCGGCAAGUGUUUGUUUUCUCUACAGUUUCCAAAACCAAAGAACAAAAGCAUGAUUGGAAAAUGGACGAAACAUCUUUGGAAAAAGUCAGUGAGAUUUCUUUAAGUGUCUUAAGCCAACAGAAUCUGAAAAGUGAGAGGGAUACCUUAGCAGAGCAUACUAAGAACGCAACAGAUGUGCUGACAAGAAACGUGUUUAGGGUGGUCUCUGCAGCUCUGUUUAAUGAGCAUAAACUCUGCUUCUCCUUCUGGCUUUGUGUCUCCAUCAUGAGAGAGAAUUCCAGUGAUGCUCUGAUGGCUGAUGACAUAGGAUUCCUACCAGAAGAAGAAUGGAACAUCUUUUUGUAUUCUGGCAUUUUGAUAAAUAUUAAAAAUAUACUAUCCAAGCCUAGACUGAAUAGUAUAUUUGAAAUCCGCAGAAAGGAGCAUCUGCAGUGGGUGCCGGACCUGAGGUGGAAGCAGUGCCAGUAUAUCAGCAGCCAGAUGGAGCCCUUCUGCCUCCUCUGCAAGUCGCUCCUGUCCAAUAAGUGGCAGUGGAACGCCUUUAGGGACACCAAGGCCGUGUACUCUUUCCUGGGCAGCCCGUUCUCCUCACAUGGGGCUUCACUUCAGGAAAGCCCCAGAUCACCAGAGGAGGCUGAACUUCUGAAUGAAAUGUUGACACCUAUUAAUUUUCCUUGGGAAAAACUCACUCCAUUUCAAAGACUUAUCUUGAUUAAAAUUCUUCGGCCAGAACGUUUAGAGAAUUCAAUAAGAAAGUUUAUAACUGAAAAAAUGGGAAGUGAAUAUAUCCAUGAGACUACAGUCAAUCUGAAAGAAUCAUAUAAAGAGUCCACCGCUCAAACGCCGCUGAUCCUUAUUCACUCCUACGGGAUUGACCUCAACAAUAUCCUCCUGAGAUUUGCACAAGAGUUAAAAGGGACGACCCCGCAGGUGACCAUGAUUUCCCUGGGCCGAGGCCAGGCGGCCAAAGCGGAGGAGCUCAUUUUUAAGGCGCUGGACAGCAAGCAUCAGUGGGUCUUCCUCCAGAACUGCCACCUCGCAGCCUCCUUCAUGCCAAGACUCUGCGCUAUCAUAGAGUCAUUUAGUAGUCCAGAUAUGAUGCUAGACCCUGACUUUAGGCUUUGGUUAAGCUCAAAAUCCUAUAGUUCGUUCCCAAUUCCUAUUCUUCAGAAGGGUGUGAAGAUUGCCGUGGAACCUCCCCAGGGACUGAAAAGCAAUUUACUCCAAAUGUUUGGAUAUGGCGGGAGUGGAGAGGUAACAGAAGAUAUAUUUGAGAAGCCUGAUUGUGGACCAUGCUGGAAAAAAAUUCUGUUCAGCCUCUGUUUCUUUAAUGCCGUGGUCAAUGAAAGGAACGCGUAUGGGACACUAGGCUGGAACAUCCCUUACAAAUUCAGUUCUUCAGACUUGGAGGUUUCCAUAAAGAUGCUGGGAAAUAUCCUCUCUGGCCGGUCAGAAAUUCCAUGGAAAGAGCUGAACUACUAUGUUUCGGAAGUGACCUAUGGUGGCCGAGUGACUGAUGAAUGGGACAAGCGAUGCCUGAAGAUUCUUUUCAACAAAUUCUGCAGUCCUGACAUUCUGAAGAGUAACUUCAGUUUCUCUAGUGAUGAGAUGUACCAGGUAGUGCCCAUCUCGGCAAGCUUAAAGGACUGCAUACACAUUAUCCAGUCCUUACCAGAUGAUGACUAUCCCGAAAUCUUAGGGAUACACCCCGAGGCCACACAAACCUGCAACGAGACCAAGACUCAAAAGCUCAUUGAAAAUCUCAUCAGCCUGCAACCAAAAGCUGCUCCGGUCAACCUCAUGAUCAAUCCCGAGCAGAGCAAUGACGACCUGGUGAUGGAGAUCCUAGCUGACAUAAUGGUUCAGCUGCCCCUGACAGUGGAGAAAGAGGAAGUUUCCGGGUCUGAGAGCCAAUGCACAUUCAAAUUCAUUUUAUCAAGUUCAAUGUGGGAGAGGCUUCAGAAAAAUACUGAAGGCCAUGAUCCCCUUAUCCACUGUGUCUUGAUAACCUUUCUGAGCCAAGAAAUAGAACGGUUCAAUAAGUUAUUAUCUGUCAUACAUCAAUCAUUAAAGGACCUUCAACUUGCUAUAAAGGGAGAGAGCAUCCUCACUCAAGAGCUGGAAGAGACAUACGACUCUUUCCUGAAAGCCAGAGUGCCCAUGCUGUGGCAGAAGAAUGCCUACAGGUCCUGCAAGCCCCUGAGCUUCUGGGUGAGCGACCUCAUCCAGCGGGUGAACUUCUUCAACACCUGGGCCAAAGUGGCCUACACGGCCAUACACCAUCGAUACAUGACGUUUGUCACGACCUGGAAACAGCCUGCUACAUCAGCCAACCAGAAAUCCAAACUCCCCGCCACCCCUGAGAGUGAUUUCAUCGAAGGCUUUCCUGCGAGAUACUGGCUCCCGGCUUUCUUCUCUCCGCAAGCCUUCCUCACUGCUGUGCUUCAAGACUAUGGAAGGGCCCAAGGAAUCUCCAUGGAUGUUCUCACUUUCACUCACAAAGUAAUUCGUAGCACUAUCGAUAAACAGGAGGAUGAUUUCUCCAAACUUCUCCAGAAGAGGCUCAACAUAGUCAGGAGAGCCUUCCAGGAAAAGGACCAAUCUCCCAGUGGAGUGUACAUUUUUGGUUUAUUCAUUGAGGGAGCACGGUGGGAUCCUGAACAGGAAGUCCUGGAAGACUCACUGCCCAGUGACUUAUGCUGUGAAUUCCCUGAUAUCCACUUUUUGCCAACAAAGAUUGAAACAUCCCAAGCUUCUGACCAGAUAGACUCAGAGCUCCAGACUUUUGAAUGUCCAAUUUACCAAACACCUGACAGGACAAGAAAUACUUUUACUGGUUUACCACCAAAUUUCUUAACGUCAGUUCAUCUGCCAACGAAGAAACCUCCUAGUCACUGGAUCACCAUGCAGGUUGCACUGCUGUGUGAGAAGAAUGAAUGAAAUAAAUAUGCAUACCAAAAUA